AUGGCCGGCAAGGGCGGCGUCGAACAUGGAAAGCGGAACGGGAAUGUCCCGCCGGAGUGUAGACCGAACCCAUUAAUACUUCGACUCAGUGAACAAUUAAAUCAUCUGGACGCCUUUUGGCUUGCAGAUGUCAUAAGAAAUUUUAAAAGUAGUAGUGUGAUUAAACAACCGGUUUCAAAAUUUGAAAAGGGAAAACAUGUGAACGACAGGUCAAUUCAAGAACAUUUUAGUCAACGGAAUCCUCCAUUUGAUUUCAGGACUCCAGGACAGACAGCAGGCAGAGGCAAAGAGCAGGAGGAACCUGAAAUGGCGGCUACAUCUUCUUGUAACUUAAUGUUUACUCCAACAAAACCAGAUUCUCUCUCAUGGAAACUCUCUUUUCCUUCGCCUUUCACAACAGCCAACUUUACCCGACGCCAAAACAGAAAAGCCGAAAGAUUUGUCGUUUUUGCCACUGUAUUUUCUGACCCCAAGCCCACGGUUCUCGUAGCCGAAAAACUUGGAGAAGCUGGUCUCGAGCUACUAAAAACAUAUGCGAAUGUUGACUGCUCUUACAACCUCAGCCCUGAAGAGUUAUGUACUAAGAUUUCACUUUGUGAUGCGUUGAUUGUGAGAAGUGGGACUAAGGUCACCCGCGAGGUUUUUGAAAUGUCAGGCGGCAGACUUAAGGUUGUGGGUCGGGCUGGUGUUGGUAUUGAUAAUGUCGACUUGUCGGCUGCCACGGAACAUGGGUGUUUGGUGGUAAACGCACCCACGGCUAAUACGAUUGCUGCUGCUGAGCAUGGGAUCGCUUUGCUUACUGCUAUGGCUAGGAAUAUUGCUCAAGCCGAUGCCUCUAUCAAAUCUGGCAAGUGGCAGAGAGGCAAAUAUGUUGGGGUUUCACUUGUGGAGAAAACGCUUGCUGUCAUGGGGUUUGGAAAAGUUGGUUCAGAAGUUGCUCGGCGUGCCAAGGGUCUUGGCAUGCAUGUGAUUGCACAUGAUCCUUAUGCCCCUGCAGACCGUGCCCAUGCUAUAGGUGUGGAUUUGGUGACUUUCGAAGAAGCUAUAUCGACAGCAGAUUUCAUCUCCCUACAUAUGCCUCUUACCCCUGCUACAUCAAAAAUGUUCAACGAUGAGGCUUUCUCCCAGAUGAAGAAAGGAAUCCGAAUUGUCAAUGUUGCUCGUGGUGGAGUGAUAGAUGAGGAAGCUCUAGUAAGAGCUCUGAAUUCUGGCAUUGUUGCUCAGGCAGCACUUGAUGUCUUUACAGAAGAGCCCCCUCCAAAAGACAGCAAGUUGGUGCUGCAUGAAAAUGUGACUGUGACUCCUCAUCUUGGUGCUAGCACUACAGAGGCUCAGGAAGGUGUAGCCAUUGAAGUAGCAGAAGCAGUUGUUGGAGCUUUGAAAGGGGAGCUUGCUGCAACUGCGGUAAAUGCACCAAUGGUUCCUGCUGAGGUCCUGUCAGAACUUGCACCUUUUGUUACUCUGUCAGAAAAGCUUGCCAGACUGGCAGUGCAACUGGUUGCUGGUGGAAGUGGUGUACAAUUAGUUAAGGUGACCUAUGCUUCUGCCAGAGGUCCAGAUGAUCUUGACACUCGGCUGCUUCGUGCGAUGAUUAUCAAGGGUCUGAUUGAGCCUAUCUCCGGUGUUUUUAUAAACUUAGUAAAUGCUGACUUCAAUGCUAAGCAGAGAGGACUGAGGAUAACAGAAGAGCGCAUUCUGUUGGAUGGUUCACCCGCAAAUCCACUUGAGUUCAUCCAGGUUCAAAUUGCCAAUGUGGAAUCUAAAUUUGCCACUGCAAUUUCUGACUCUGGUGAGAUUAAAGUUGAGGGAAGAGUGAAAGACGGGGAGCCCCACCUUACAAAGGUAGGUUCAUUUGGUGUUGACGUGAGCAUGGAAGGCAGCCUCAUACUGUGCAGGCAGGUUGAUCAACCGGGUAUGAUUGGCAGUGUGGGGAAUAUACUUGGUGAGGAGAAUGUAAAUGUGAGUUUCAUGAGCGUUGGUAGGAUCACUCCACGAAAACAGGCAGUAAUGACCAUUGGAGUGGAUGAGGAACCCAGCAAGGAAGCGUUACAGAGGAUCGGGGAGAUACCAGCAAUUGAAGAAUUUGUGUUUCUUAAGCUGUAA
Molecule: messenger RNA, 2103 nt
Organism: Dovyalis caffra
Lineage: Eukaryota; Viridiplantae; Streptophyta; Magnoliopsida; Malpighiales; Salicaceae
Source: the annotation of a GenBank genome assembly